AUGGUUGUCGAGGAGUUCUGCAAUAAAGUCGUCCAUCAGCAAGCAGUAGAUGACAGGUCUUUCAUCUUGCAGGCUCCGAAGCUCACCAACGCCUUCGGGCGCAACGCAUCCUGCGCCUUUUGCCCGAGCUGCCCAGUCCGACAGGGGCCGAUUGCGAUUCGUGCUGGACAUGCCAUUGCCACUGCAGCGGCAGAGGACGACUUGCGCGAGGUCAAUGAGAAGUGGCACACACUACAGACUGAGCGGGACGGCCUCAUUGUCGUGACCUCGGCCUUCCUACUUUGGCUUUUCCAAGCGUUCUCGGAAGACAUGAACCUCCGAAGUGUACGCCGGAAGCAGAGCCCCUACUGCGAGCCGCGCUGGCAGGUGAGCGAGAAAGAGGCAAGGACCAUGUCGUUUUCGAGGAUGUGCGUGCGGCACAAGCCAGGGCCUCCCAGGCCAAAGCAUCGGCUCGGUCGCGCGGCCCUCAGGAUCGCGCUGAAAGCUCUCGAGUCCCAGAAUGUCCGAAGCCAAGCGGCGUUGUUGGCCCACUGUCUUUCGUCGCUGAGCGCUGCCAGCGUGAGCACAGGUGACGCUGAUGCUGCUUAUCUUCCAGUCCUGGGCAUUUGCGCGAAAGGUAUGUUUUUCUUGAUCCAACCGAUACAGGUGGCGGCAAUGUCGGAGAUGAUCGUCGAUGAGGAGUCAAAGGCAUUCUACUUGAAGCUCAUCUUCGCGCAGUGGCGCUCCGCCACUGACUUCGAGAAGGCCUCCGCCAGACCCAUGGACCUGCGCGAGAUCUUCUUGGAGGGAUGUGGCUCAGAAGCCAGUGCGCGCACAAGCAGACGUGUGAGGGCAGUCGUGAAGCAGUUCCCUGGCCUUCGCUUCAAAAGCUUUGGCUUGGGGCCAGAUCGCAGCUCGGCCACGGGUGCGUGCUCCGAGAGGACCGAUUCUGUUCGAGAUUUGGAUGUGAGCUUUUGUUUCCGACAUCCACGGGUCCGAAGGACUUUGACUUGCUCGGAGCAGUUCCCAGUGAACUUCACACCAACUCGAAGCCCACCCCAGCAGGAUCAUCCAGGAACGUUGGGCACGAUUGGUUCGACGUUUGCAGCGGAUUCGCCGGCUGCAACGCAUUUGGCACAACUUGGGAUUGCAUCUCCAGACUUUGCUGGGGACGCAGACUUUCAGGAGGAGGUAGAUAAAGGAGAAAUGGCAACUCCAGAACAGCUAGUGCAAGAAAUUGCAGCGCUGAGGCAAGAACUCGCGCGCCAAGCGCAGCAACACCAACAGGACUUGGAGCAAGUGAGAACAGAAAGUCAGCAGCGGACAAACGAGGCUACGCAAGCGGCCUUAGCUGCGCAAGGGCAGCUGGGCACGAUACCGAAUGUUGUCCGAGAGAUGGGACAAACAUUGCAGAAUGCAUUGAGAGAGCGAGACAAAGAACUGGUGGAGGCUAUGAGAAGCUCGUCGAGCGACAAAGGGAAGAUGGUGUUGGUAGACACAAAAGGGCUUGGAAAGCCGAGCAUGUUUUCGGGAGAUGCAGAACAGUAUCUUCCUUGGAGGCACAGAAUGACGGCAUAUGUGUGCUCAAUCUAUCCAGAGUUACGAGAAGUUCUGGAAUGGUGCGAAGAAAGAGAGAAAAGCAUUUCGUCGGAUGAGCUAUCGGAAGCUUUUGGCGAGAAGGCCGACGAAAUAGAUCGAAUACCAAAGCUCUUCGACAAGUCAAUGGAGUUGUCGUCUGCAUUGCAGAUGGUGACUGCGAAAGAGCCGUUUGCGAUUGUCAUCAACUGCAACACGAACGGGUUUGAGGCUUGGCGAAGACUAGCUCGGAGGUAUGAUCCGGCUACAGCAUCCAGGAAAAGAUCCAUGCUCAAGUCGGUGAUCAACCCCCAGAAACAAAAGCUUGAACACCUGCCUCAAGCGAUCGAAGAAUGGCUUGAUGCAAUCGCAUCGUAUGAGAAAAGAAAGGAUGCUUCCGGAAAUCGAGGAAAGAUUCCAGAAGAGAUCAAGAUUGCAGCUUUGGAAUCCAUGUUGCCACAAGACUUGGAAGCUCAUGUGCAGUUGAACCAGUCGAAGUUUGCGGGUUUCGAAGACUUGCUUGAAGAAGUUACACGGUAUGUGGAACACCGCACGGGCAAGACUUUGAAAGCGUUUUCGACGACCCAAAUUGCUGGCAAAGAAGCCCUCGGCGACCCGAUGGAUGUUUCAUCUGUUGGGAAAGGCCUAGGCAAGCACCAGCAGAAAACGAAGUUUCUGGGAACCUGCAACAACUGUGGAAGAACAGGUCCCAAAGCGGGAAAAGGCAAGGGAAAGACUUCCAGCGGAAAGGGCAAAGGCAAGGCGAAGAAGGGCAAAGGAAAAGGAAAGUACACCAACAGCCUAGAAGAAGCCACUGGUGACGAAGAGUGGCAAGAAGAAGGAGCCCAGAACGAAGAGCCUUGGGAGCAAGACGAAUGGACAGGAGAACAAAGCUGGGAGGAAUGGCCGGAGGAAAGCGAAUGGAAUGAAGGAAACGGGCUGCUAAUAGGCGGCCUGGAAGGAAUAGACCCGGAACAGCUGGAAGGACUGAACGACGAUGAGGCACAAGAACUACAGGACGCAUUGCUUGAAAGCUUGGCGGCGCUCCAGGCUAGGAGAGCUAAAGCACGGAAUACGCAACCAGAAGAAGCAGUGCCAGCCAAGGCAAAGGCAAAGGAGGAGGCCAAGGCCAGCUCGAGUGCUUCGCUCGGUGCGCGGCCUAGACCUGCCUUCGUGAGACCGCCUUCAGGGCCGCCGCCUCCCAAAGAGAAAGUGUCAGGAAGCACAAAGCCGGCUGAACCGGUGAAGCCACCGUCGGUUCGAGCGAAGGCAGCGCAAAUGCUGCCGAGACCAAAGUACACCGGUGAAAGUUCCACGCCAAAGUCCGGUGGGAGAGUUCCAGUUCCAGGGUCCGUUCGGCCCGCGGAACCAAAGGGACCACCGCCAGUUAAGACAAGAGGAAGUCGGGAGCGUGGAAGGUCACUGGAAAGAGCCCCGAAGUCACCUAGGACUUCGGGCAAGGAGCCCAAGAAGCACGAAGAGGAAAGGAAUAGAGAGAAAGCGAGCGGAAGCGAGGACCCCAAGAAGCACGAAGAGGAAAGGAAUAAAGAGAAAGCGAGUGGAAGCGAGGAAACCAAAGGACCCAAGGAAGAGAAAGAAGCUUCGGAAGAAUCCGAAGGGAAGAGUGUGGAGCCCCCGAGCAGCGGCCAGGAAGAAUGGUCGGAGGAAGAGGAGCCCAAGGAAAGCGACGAGACCGUGGAGGUCAACGAAGAAGAGGAGGAGCAAGGACCUCCCGGAAGAAAGAAGCCAACAAGCCACUCGGGCGUUUCGCCCGCUGGAGGCUUUGAGCUAGAAGUAGAAGAGCUCCAGCCGGAACGUCGACCGAAGGAGCCAAGCGAGAAAGAGAAGGCCCGCGCUAGGGAAGAGCACGCAGCAAGGAUGCGAGCUCUGCAAGGUCAACAGCUUGCGCCAGCGGAAGCAAAGCCUAAGGCUGAAGCAAAGGCUAUUGCGAAAGCGAGUGACGCGACAGCAGACGCCACGUCGAUGUCUUCGUCGGCGGCGAUGCAGAACAUGCUGCAGGGCAGCCUGUUAGGAAGUCUCACGCAAGAUCGGGGCCGCCUGCUAAAGAGGCUCGAGGAGUUCAAGAAAGAAGAAAUGAGCGAAGACGACUUUGAGGAAAAGUCGCAGAUCGAGGCCGAGCUGGAAAGCAUCCUCGAACAGAUCGCAAAGUUGAAAGAACGCGGAUUGGCCAGGCCUGCGCCCAAAGCAGCAGGACGACUGGACCAGUCAGUGCACGAUGCGAGAUAUCGUGCGGCCAUCGCAAAAGGGAUGUCACACGCAAAGGCGUGGCAGGAAGAGAAAGGAAGAAGGCGAGCUGCGCAGCAGCGUCAACAAGGAGAAAAGGAGCGCGCCACGCUCAAUGUGGAGAUGCAAGAGGCCUGGGCAAAGCACUUCACCACAGUGCCCGGGCGCAAAGAAGACAAAGUGCAAGUCGACGCCGUCGAGACCGUGACCAUCGACAGCAGCGGCAAGGAGAUCGACCCAAGCACAGUCCGGAGUUCGGUCGCGGUGCCGCUGACGAGAAAGGAGAGAACGUACUACCGCCAGGAGUACGAAGAAGAGCUGAAGCCAAGAAAGGAGAAGGUGGAAAAGCCGCCUGACCCGGAGAGACGGCGGAGAGUCAACGAAAAGAGAGCCAUGAGAAGAAAAAGGCUUGCAAACAAGAACAAAGGAAAGGGCAAGCAGAAGGGAAAGCAAGAAAGCAAAACCCGAGGAGAAAAGAGAAAGGAGCCGCCCGAACAAGACGAAGACGAAGAAGAUGAAGACGAAGACUGGGGCGACUGGAAGAAGCCACCGAGAGAUCCCGAUGAACCUCGGGACCCUCCUGAAGGAGAAGCACUUGUGGCGUCGGUCGAGACGACUAUGGCCACGAACGCCGUUUCGGCGUCCGGAGGCCGUGGUUCGCAACGCGGCCGGGAACGCGUCGAAGUGAACUUCGACAGCGGAGCCGCUGUGACGGUAGUGCCACUGAAGUUUGGCAACGGAAACGAGAAGCCCAGAGAAGAAAUGAAGUUCAAGACAGCGAGCGGUGAAAACAUCGCAGACCAUGGACCCAUCAAGUUGAAGGGCACCACGUCGACCGGGAACAAUGCAACACUGCAUGGUCGUCUGGCGGACGUCCAUCGUGUUCUUGGUUCGGCUUCGGAUAUUUGCAGGACUCACCACGCCGUCCUCGGAGACAAUGGUGGGUAUCUUAUCCCGAAGCAAAAUGCGUUUGGCAAGGAGUUCAACAUGAUGAUGCGAAAGCUGGUGAGAAAAUACCGCGACGACCCCCGCAGCGCUACCAGACUCCACGUAAGGAGCUGGUGUGUGCAUUGCAUGCGCGCACGCGGCAAUGUGCAAAGCCAUCCAAGAACGGUUCGUUCUGGAGAGGGAGAAGUACCAACCUUGCACGCUGACUACUUCUUCCUAGGCAGCGACGGGGAACGAGAGGACAUCAUGCCGCACCUAGUGGUGCGAUGCGACAGAACCAGAAGGACAUGGGCAACCUCGUUGCCGCAGAAAGGAGUCCACCCUUUCAACACAAACUGGUUUUGUUCCAUAGUGCGUGAAGCAGGAUGGAAACGCAUGAUACUCUUUUCAGAUGGCGAACCAGCGCUUGUUGCACUAAAGCAAGCCGUGGUCGAAAACAUGAGGGACGUUGAGAUCACUUUGAAGGAAUCGCCUACGUCUGUCAACGAAGAGAACGCGCCGAGCAACGGCUAUGCCGAAUGUGCGGUUCGAGAGGUAAAGAGAAUGAUUCGAGCUACGCUGUCAGACUUGGAAAGCAAGUUACAGCUCAAGAUCGACCCGAACCACAGCAUACUUACGUGGAUAGCGAGACACGCAGCGUUCCUGUUGACAAGGUUUCGAAUAGGUGACGACGGCAAGAGCGCCUACCAAAGAGCCGUGGGAAGAGAAUGGAGAAGGCCCACCGUGGUGUUUGGCGAGCAGAUCUUGUUCAAGCCUGUGGGUGCUUUGGGCAAGAAAAGAAGCUCACCGUUGGAACCGCGAGUAGCAAUGGGACGAUAUGUGGGGACAGCGAGUAGGAACGCGGACCUCCUCGUGAUGACACCCACUGGAGUCGUCAAAGGACAUUCUCUCCAUAGGCGAGCCGAAGAAGACCGAUGGUCGAAAGAAGGAUUCGACCAGCUGAGAGGUCUACCGUGGAAAUGGACCAAUCCAGUCGAACGUGCGCCACCGAACCGAGUGGACAUGCCGGAACUUGUGGGAGAACAGCCAAAGCCUGAUCCGAAAGAGUUUAGAGCGAGAAGCCUCUAUGUACUCAAGUCGGACUUGGCGAAGUAUGGCUACACCACACUGUGCCCCGGCUGCGAAGCACAGAUGUUGGAUUUGCCACAGCGAAGCCACAAUGAGGAAUGUCGAUUUCGCAUUCAGAGACAUCUGAUGGAAACCGAAGAAGGAAAACAGAGAGUUCAAAGGGCGAUAGAACGAAUGGACAAAGACUAUUCCGCCAAGAACAAGAAGAAAAGAAAAGCUCAAGAAGAACCCGCGUUGGAAGGCCAACCUGCAGAAGGAGAGGUUGCAGCUGAAGAAGCUGCAGGAGCACCAUUGGAACGUCCAAGCCAAAUGCAGGUGGACAACCCAAGUCGAGAGUCUCGAAAGCGAGAAGCGGAAAGACAUGUCGAAGAUCUUUAUCAUGAAGAACAAGAAACAGAUGAGCCCGAAAUUGUCAGAGCAAACAUUCAAGGUGGAAGUUCAGGAUCUGGUGGAGAACACGCGGACCUGUCGUACAAGCAGGUGAAAGAUCCAGAGCAGUUGGACGAUGUGAGCUACCUGGAACAUGAAUUCCACUCACGAGGCAUGCGAUGCACAAGAAAGGAAGCAGAAGUGAUAUCCAACCUGGUUGGUUCACUAGGUGUGGAUGUCAAAGCAUCUGUUCCUUUGAAUGAAGGACUGUGCCUAAGUGUGGAAGACAAGGGCUGGCGACUUCAGAAGCAAGAUGAAGUUGAAGCCUUGUUCAGAAAGCUCGAAGAAGAGAAGCCAACGCUCGUGGUGGGACUACCGCCCGAUGGACCAUUUGCGGGAGUCCAACGAAGCUACAAUUCUCUUCAGAAGGUGAGCAAAGAGAAAGAAAAGUCAGUGCUGGAAGUUGGAAGGAAGCAGGUGAGAACCUGUGUCGAAGCAUAUAAGUUCCAACUAGGGCAGCAAAAGUACUACCUCCAAGAGUGCCCCAAGGGUGCAAAAUCUUGGGAGCACACCCAGUACCAACAACUGAGUGAGGAGUCCUAUGUGGUCGAAGGUCCAAUUUGCAGAUGGACCGUGAACAAAAGCGGUGGAAACUUGGAAGGAAGUUCUUUCAAGAAAAGAACGAGAUGGAUCACCAACUCUGCCACGCUAGCAGCAGCACUGCGAAAGACAUGUGCUCGAACAGGACAAGAAAGAGUCUGGAAGAGAGAACUUGCGUUCGAGGAGGGGAAAGUUGCAGCAAGACUGUGCUACCCUCCGAAACUCGUGCAAGCCAUUGCCAAAGGCAUCAAAGCACAACUAGUGCUUGAUGGUGAACUCAAAGAGCUUGGUUCAGUUGGAGGACCUGACCCUCAUGAAGAACCGAACUUCGAAGAACAUCAUUACGAGACGUUGCCUAAGGCAGAUGAGCUCUACGUCAAAGAACCGGUCAUCGAUGCAAAUACAGGUGCAGAACUCGAUUCAAAGAAGGUAGCGAAGGCACGAUUGACAGAACUCGAAUGGGUGAAGAAACAGAACGUCUAUACCAAAGUGGACGAAGCGACUUGCUGGCAAGAAACCGGAAGGCCACCCAUCACGUUGAAGUGGGUAGACAGAAACAAGGGAGACAACGUGAACGAGAACUACAGAAGCCGACUUGUAGUUCGAGAAGUCAAGUCUCAAGGGCAAGCAGCCUUGCUGCCUGAACAUGCGUUGUUCAGCAGUAUGCCGCCACUUGAGGCAGUGAAGCUUCUGUGUUCACUCAUGACCACUCUACGCGUUUCGCGAAGAGGAGGCAAGCUGUCCUUGCGGUUGAUAGACAUCAGCCGUGCCCAUUUCUAUGGUCGUGCAACUCGUAGAAUCUUUGUGACACUUCCAGAAGGAGAUGAAUCUCCGGGAAAGUGCGGACUUCUACUCAAGACCAUGUAUGGAACCCGUGACGCAUCAAGUACUUGGCAAAGAGACUACAGCGAACUUAUGGCAAAGCACGAUUUCCGCGCUGGAAAGGCGUGGCCAUGCAUCUUCUACAGCGAGAAGGAAGAUGUCAGACUUCUGGUGCAUGGUGACGAUUUCUUUUGUUUGGCAGAUGACGAAGGCCACGCGUAUCUAGACAAAGCACUGAGCGAACGGUAUGAGUAUCGAUGUGACGGACAUAUCGGACCAACACAUGGAGACCAGAUGGUCGUGUUAAACCGUCUGAUCUGCUAUGACAAGGAGACCGGCAAGGUUACCUAUGAAGCAGAUCCCCGUCAUGUGGAAGCUCUAGUCAGAGAGCUUGGUUUGGAAAAGGCCAAGGCUGUAAGGACACCUGCGGAAAAGAAGAAACAGGGAGAAGCAAUGAAGACCCUAGAGAUGCCACCAAUGAACGACGCGAUGCAGCGAAGCUAUCGCUCAAUAACUAUGCGAGCCGCGUUUUUGGCACAGGAUCGGCCAGAUAUCGCGGAAGCCACAAAGAGCCUGGCCAGGCACAUGAAGGCACCUCAUGAAGCUGCCUGGUCGGACUUGAAGAGGCUUGGAAGAUACCUGAGUGGAAAGCCAAGACUGGUAUACGAGUACCAUCCUCAACGAUUCCAAAAGGACCUGACCGUGUACUGUGAUUCAGACCACGCUGGUUGUCUCAUCACGCGGAGGUCCACAACGGGAAUUGUGACCAUGUAUGGCUCACACUGUAUCAAGCAUAGUUCCAACGUGCAGACAACCGUGAGUCUGUCGUCUGGAGAAAGUGAAUUCUACGCGAUAGUGAAAGCCAGUGCAGUUGGACUGAGCCAACAGGCCCUACUGCACGAUUGGGGUAUCCAAGUAAACCUACGGAUCCUCAGCGACAGCAGUGCCGCAAGGGGUACGUGCUCAAGGCAAGGUCUGGGGCAAACCAGACACGUACAAACAAGAUACCUAUGGGUUCAAGAGAAAGUAGCACGCAACGAGCUCAAGCUCGAGCGAGUCUCUACGGAAAAGAACCUGUCGGAUCUGUGUACGAAACCACUGCCCGAGAUUGCCGUUGAAAAGCAUUUGAAGACCAUGGGUCUGAAGCACUACGAGAAAAGAGCUGAAGGAGGAAAGCAACUGGUGUGA
Molecule: messenger RNA, 8793 nt
Organism: Symbiodinium natans
Lineage: Eukaryota; Dinophyceae; Suessiales; Symbiodiniaceae
Source: the annotation of a GenBank genome assembly